Messenger RNA from Staurois parvus, 1653 nucleotides. The record is from the annotation of a GenBank genome assembly. NCBI's taxonomy places the organism in Eukaryota, Metazoa, Chordata, Amphibia, Anura, Ranidae.
GUAAACUAUCACCGGCAGGCUCUGGUCUCCCCCAUCAAACGGCUGGUGUCGCUUAAAUCUUCUCGGCGCUCUGCAGCAAAGAACAGCGCUUACCGACGCCCGCUCCAUUCUGUGCCUGUGAUGCCCCCGGACUACCUACUAGACCCUCAGAUCCUGCUGCACGACUAUGUGGAGAAAGAAGUGAAGUUCUUAGGUCACCUGACGUGGGUAGUCGCCUCUUUGAAUCCAUCUAGCCGAGAUGAAAUCUUGCAGCUCCUGGACACAGCUCGGCAGUUGAAGGAGCUGCCCCUACAUUGCACCCCGGAGCAGGACAGUAUCCUUAGCAUGUCUGCCCGCAGCCUCCUACUGACCUGGAGGGACAAUGAGGAACUGAUCCUGCGGAUUCCCACUCACGAAAUUGCCGCUGCUUCCUAUGUCAGAGACGACGCACUCCACCUUCUUGUCCUCAAAACAGGUCUUGGAUUGGACCCGGUGCCAGCAGCAGGUAGCCUGGAGAGAAAGCCACCGGCUGGCAAGGCUGACAGAGCAGGCUCCAAGCCUGUGGGAGGCACCAUGGAAAGGCGUCACACUAUCUGCAGCCUGGACUGGAAAAUGGCUCAUAGGACUUCGGAUGGGCGACCCAAAGGGGGAGGUAGUUUAGAGAGGCGAGGGGGAAAACAGGACAGCGGAAGCUGGGAGAACGGCAGUUGGGAAAAGAGGCAACCCUGCGGAGGCAGCUGGGAGAGGCGGCAGCCUUGUGGUGGCAGCUGGGAGAGGCGGCAGCCCUGCGGUGGCAGUUGGGAGAGGCGGCAGACCUGCGGUGGCAGCUGGGAGAAGAGGCACACGGGGCACAACCCUUUAGAUCCAAAGGAACCUUGUCCAGAUGCCUACUGCAACUUAAUCAUCCUGGCAGUGGAGAACAGGGAUGCUGCGGAGGAAUCCUGCGCUCUCAUCUGCCAAGUUUUCCAAAUCAUCUACGGAGACCAGAGCAUUGAAUGUGUGGACCGGGCUGGGUACCACUAUACAUCACCGCCAGAAAGACCUUGGCUGUCACGCUGUGACAGCUCACACACAGAUGGGACGUUCUCCUAUGAUGCAGACUACAGCUGCUGCAGCUCUUUAUUCGAAGCGCAUUACAGCGGCGAGUCGUCUCCUUCCUUCGCAAUGUCUGAGCAGAGUCUGGCAUCAGGCGCCAGCGACGGCGAUCAGAGUGGAGUGCCCCUGGAGCAGCUGCAGGAUUACAUGAUCACUUUGAGAAACAAGUUGGCCCCUGUGGAGAUCUAUCGCUUUGCGUGUCUCCUGCGUGAAUAUCGCCUUGGGAUGGAUGUGAAGGACUACUGCCGGGAGCUGCUGCAUCUGUACGGAGAAAACAGAAAGUUCCUUCUGCUUGGCCUCAGACCGUUCAUCCCUGACAUGGACAUCGGCUACUUCGAAGGUUUCCUGGAGAGCAUCGGGAUAAGGGAUGGAGGAAUUCUGACAGACAGUUUCGGGAGGAUAAAGCGCAGCAUGAGCAACACGUCCGCUUCGGCGGUGCGGAACUACGACAGCUGCUCGCCAAGCUCGCCCUCCCACUCCUUCAACCGCAUGAUCACAGACAUCACUCACAAUAUCGAAGCUCUGGCAAGGGAUGAUGAUGACAAUGAUGAUGACGACGUCAAUGAUGAUUUCUUGUGA